CGACUGUUCCUCUGCACUGCAGCCACCUACAAUGUGCAUGUAUGAAUUCGAAUUAGGGGGCAUGUGUGUUAUUUAAAGGUGUUUAUAACCUAAUCUUCCAUUUGGAUUCUUAUAUUAGUAGACAGGAAUAAAUGUGCUAACAUAAAUACUAUAUGGACUAACGCUGACGCGAAUUUAUAUUUUAGACGUGGACGCUGAACAUAUAAAGGAAUUUCAAAAUGGACGUACAACGACAUUCUGUGCACACACUUGUGUUUCGGUCACUGAAACGUACACAUGAUAUGUUUUUGUCAAACCAAGGCAAUUUGCCACCAGUGGAUCUUGAACUAUUCUUUUUUUAGAGAAAAAGUGAAAAAAAGUAUCAAAGCCAAAGAUUGUUAUGGUCCGGUAUUGGAACGUGCUAGACACAAUAAUAUAGUUAGAGCACAGCAUGAAAACGAUUCUUCAGAUCCCCCUCCACCAGGCGAUGAAUCCUUUGGUGGUAACAUGAGUACAGCCAUUGUAGCUUAUAGUUCAGGACCAAGUGGAAUUGCUGUAGCAACACCUGCAGCAUCAAGUAAUCAUUCAAGUGGUACUUUAACACUGCCCCAGAAAAAAACCCCAUCUAUGGCUAAACCCAAGUGGCAUGCACCAUGGAAAUUAUGCAGAGUUAUCAGUGGUCAUCUUGGUUGGGUGCGCUGUUGUGCCGUUGAGCCUGGAAAUGAAUACUUUGCAACAGGUUCUGCAGACAGAGUAAUAAAAAUUUGGGAUCUUGGAUCUGGUAAACUAAAAGUCUCCUUAACUGGACACAUUAGUAGUGUAAGAGGGUUGGCAUUUUCCCACAGACAUCCUUAUUUAUUUUCUUGUGGUGAGGAUCGUCAAGUGAAAUGUUGGGAUCUGGAGUACAACAAAGUCAUCAGACACUACCAUGGUCAUCUGUCAGCUGUUUACUCUCUGGCAUUGCAUCCAAGUAUUGAUGUUCUAGUAACUGCUGGUCGAGAUUCGACUGGACGAGUUUGGGACAUGAGAACCAAGGCCAAUGUUCAUACUCUCGUUGGCCAUACUAAUACAGUCGCUAGUGUUAUUUGCCAAGCAGCAGAACCACAGAUUGUUACGGGCAGUCAUGACUGUACUAUACGACUCUGGGAUUUGGCUGCUGGAAAAUCUAGAGCUACUCUUACAAAUCACAAGAAGAGUGUUCGGUCUGUGACAUUCCAUCCAAAUCUAUAUAUGUUUGCUUCGGCCUCGCCGGACAAUAUAAAGCAGUGGAAGUGCCCUGAGGGAAAAUUCAUCCAAAAUUUAUCUGGACACAAUGCUAUUGUUAACUGUUUGGCAGUUAACGCAGAUGGCGUGUUAGUAUCUGGUGCUGAUAAUGGCACCAUGCAUCUGUGGGACUGGAGAACAGGGUAUAAUUUCCAACGUCUCCAAGCACCAGUCCAACCCGGAUCUAUGGAUAGUGAAGCUGGAGUAUUCAGUAUUACCUUUGAUGUGUCAGGUACUCGCAUGAUCACUACGGAAGCUGAUAAAACGAUAAAAGUUUAUAAGGAAGACGAUACUGCGACGGAAGAAAGCCAUCCUGUUAACUGGAGGCCAGACAUAAUUAAGCGAAGGAAAUAUUAGAUGAAUUACAUAUACGUUUAAUGACAUUUCAUACGACGGACUUUCACACGUGGGAUUUUUUCAGAACAAAUAAAAACGUCAUUUUAUUAAC
Cephus cinctus (wheat stem sawfly) is the source of this 1690-nucleotide messenger RNA. It is a transcript of the gene Tango4, whose product is annotated as pleiotropic regulator 1. Bases 277 to 1599 code for a protein of 440 amino acids. NCBI's taxonomy places the organism in Eukaryota, Metazoa, Arthropoda, Insecta, Hymenoptera, Cephidae. Gene Ontology annotation, cellular component: Prp19 complex; catalytic step 2 spliceosome; precatalytic spliceosome. Gene Ontology annotation, molecular function: protein binding. The record is from RefSeq and is a predicted model, not a curated record. Gene Ontology annotation, biological process: mRNA splicing, via spliceosome. The transcript has 10 exons.